ACGCGGCGGCGAGAGCGGCGGGGGCGGCCGGGCUGCGGGACCGGGCGGCGACCGGGCGCACCGAGCCAGGGCCCGGAGCGGGCGCAGCGCCAGCGCGGCCACGUGGAGGCCCCUCCUCUGCCGCACGCCGCCUCCGCGCGCCGCGCUCCAUCCAUUCAUAAGUUCUCCGCCGGCUCCGCGGCCACCGAGCUCCAGAGCCGACCGGGAGCGCCGCGCGCCCGUCCGCCCGCCGCCCGCCUGCCUCCUGCCGCCCAUGGGCCGCACGCCCCGGCGCUGAGCCUCAGGAUGCAGCCCACGGCCACCAUGGCCACCGAGGCCACCGCCGCCGCCACCACCACCGCGGCCGCCCUGAUGACCUCGUGGGACAACACCACCAGCCGCCCCACGGCGGAGCCCGACCCCAUCUUGGACAACUAUGUGCUGCUGGUGGUGGUGAUGUCGCUGUUCAUCGGGGGCACGCUGGUGGUGCUGUCCGGCGUCCUUCUGCUCUGCAAACGCUGCUGGGAGGUGCACCAGCGCUUCAACAGGGCCAUGGAGGAGGCAGAGAAGACCACCACUACCUACCUGGACAACGGCACCCACCCUAUACAAGACCCCGACUGCAGGGGGGAAGACCCCGAGAGCCAGGACACGGAGACAGAGCGCUUCCUAGCCACCAGCUCCACCGGCCGCCGCGUGUCCUUCAAUGAGGCUGCCCUGUUUGAACAGAGCCGAAAGGCUCAGGACAAGGGCCGCCGGUACACCCUGACAGAGGGGGACUUCCAUCACCUCAAGAAUGCUCGUCUUACCCACCUCCACCUGCCGCCGCUCAAGAUCGCUACUAUCCAUGAGUGUGAUCCGGGUGAGGCCAGCUCAGUGGCCACACCCCACCCAGCUACCACCCCCAAAGACAGCUUGGCUAUUUUCCAGCCCCCUGGGAAGGCCCUCACUGGCCGCUCAGUGGGUCCCAGCUCCGCCCUGCCAGGUGAUCCCUACAACUCUGUGGACUUCUCGGAGAUCAGCCCCUCCGCCUCCAGUGACUCUGGGGAGGGCACCUCGUUAGAUGCAGGGGCCCGGGGUGCCAAGGCUGCCGGGCCUGGGCCUGAGGCAGCACCUGGGGAGAUGGGCACAGGCUCCUCGGGACCGGGCACUGUACUGCAAUUCUUCACACGGCUACGCCGCCAUGCCAGCCUGGAUGGGGCCAGCCCCUACUUCAAGGUCAAGAAAUGGAAGCUGGAGCCGAGCCAGAGAGCGUCCAGUCUGGACACGAGAGGUUCUCCUAAGCGGCACCACUUUCAGCGACAGCGGGCAGCCAGUGAGAGCAUGGAGCAAGAGGGGGACGCCCCUCAUGCCGACUUCAUUCAGUACAUUGCCAGCGCAGGCGACUCGGUGGCCUUCCCCCCCCCCCGCCCCUUUCUGGCCAGCCCCACCAGCCCGCCCCCCACUCUCGGCAGGGCAGGGCAAGGCCUGCAGGCUCUGACCACGUGGGCCUGGCCUUGCAGGCUAGAGGCGGCCGAGGCGGCGGGCGGAGGAGCAAGCCCCGAGACUCCUCCGGAGCACAGCAUCAGUUUGGGGCCCGAGCAUGCGCAGCAGCAGGACCCGCAGCAAGAGCAGGACGCCGAGCAUGCCCAGUGCAGCUACCGUGACCUGUGGAGCCUCCGCGCGUCCCUCGAGCUCCAUGCGGCCACUGCGUCGGACCACAGCAGCAGCGGCAAUGACCGCGACUCGGUGCGCAGCGGCGACAGCUCGGGCUCGGGCUCCGGGGGCGGCGGCGCGGCUCCCGCCUUCCCACCGCCCGCCGAGUCCCCGCCCGCGCUGAGGCCCAAGGACGGCGAAGCCCGCCGCCUGCUGCAGAUGGACAGCGGCUACGCGAGCAUCGAGGGGCGCGGCGCGGGCGACGACGCCUCCGAACUCCCCGCGCAAGCCCGCAGCCCUCCGCGCAGCCCGCGGGCCUGGCCACGCAGGCCGCGCCGCGACUACAGCAUCGACGAGAAGACGGACGCGCUUUUCCACGAGUUCCUGCGCCACGACCCGCACUUCGACGACGCGCCGCGCCACCGCGCACGUGCGCACCCUCACGCCCAUGCGCGCAAACAGUGGCAACAGCGAGGCCGCCAGCACAGCGACCCCGGCGGCGCACGCGCGGCCACGCCCCCCGGGGCGGCCCGGCCCGCGCGUGCGCCCUUGCGCCGCGGCGACAGCGUCGACUGCCCUCCCGAAGGCCGCGCGCUGCCGAGCGCGGGCGACGACCCGUGCAUCCCCGUCAUCGAGGAGGAGCCUGGCGGCGGGAGCGGCGGGUGCCUGGGCCCCGGGCUGUGCGCCGAGCCCGCCGGGGCGCUGCUGGACAAGCUGGCAGCCAGCCUCGACGAGAGACUCUUCUGCCCGCACCUGGCCGAGCCCGCCGCGCCUCCCCCGGUGCUGAUCGCCGCCGCCGCCCCCACGUCCCCUGACCACAGCCCGGCCUAAGCUCCGCGGACUCGACCCGCCUCGGCCGCUUCUCCGGCGGCCCGUGGGGCCGCUGCGGGACGGCCGGAUAGCGGGGAGCCCCGGGGCUGCCGUGCGCGUGCAGCGUCCGUCCCGCCGGGCACUCAGCGGUCGCAGCGGCCUCCACGGGAGCGAGGCCCCAGGACCCUGGCUCAGCCGCAAGGAGGACCAGAGCCCGGACCCUUGGUCCCCGCCGGCCGACCGGAGCACCCCGAGGCCGGUGGGGCGGGUUGCUCUGAAGCGCAUGCGCAGCCUCCCUCCAGGACCGGCCACAUCUGCACUGGUUAGCACGUGCUGGCGGUGCCAUUGCCUGCCAUACGCAUGCGUGAACCUACCGGAGGGGAAGGGCGCGGGGCACCAAGGGCAGAGGAGCUGGCCGCCCCAACCCCACCCGUUUACCUCACUGCGGUGUGUGCUGUCGCAGCACCCAUCCCCUCCGAGCAAUAACCGCUCUCCCGCUCAGCAUGCGCACAGGCCCCGCUCCUCCCCGAGAGCCUUGGGCUUUGGACACACGGACAGAACAGCCCAGGCGACAGCUUCAAGUCUCCCAAGCUUUAUUUAUUGCCAAAAUAUAGGGCGGCCUCGCCGUGAGUGCCCGCCCGCCCGCUCCCUGCCCUGCGCCCUCCACGGGCACUUGUGUUGUCUGGUUGACCAUAAAUGUCUCUGCAUAUUC
Messenger RNA from Onychomys torridus (southern grasshopper mouse), 3136 nucleotides. RefSeq names its product CACN subunit beta associated regulatory protein (gene Cbarp). Gene Ontology annotation, molecular function: transmembrane transporter binding. The transcript is spliced from 10 exons. Lineage: Eukaryota; Metazoa; Chordata; Mammalia; Rodentia; Cricetidae. Gene Ontology annotation, biological process: negative regulation of voltage-gated calcium channel activity; negative regulation of calcium ion-dependent exocytosis. Bases 286 to 2445 code for a protein of 719 amino acids. The record is from RefSeq and is a predicted model, not a curated record. Gene Ontology annotation, cellular component: secretory granule; plasma membrane.